Aspergillus ruber CBS 135680 is the source of this 1348-nucleotide messenger RNA. RefSeq lists its product as uncharacterized. The coding region runs from base 31 to 1296 and encodes 421 amino acids. The record is from RefSeq and is a predicted model, not a curated record. Gene Ontology annotation, molecular function: oxidoreductase activity. NCBI's taxonomy places the organism in Eukaryota, Fungi, Ascomycota, Eurotiomycetes, Eurotiales, Aspergillaceae. The transcript has 3 exons.
CUUUAUUUCUCCGUAAUAAAACGUCCCUUCAUGCCUACCAAUAUCAUGAGCUACGCUCUUAGCAAAGCCGGUGAGAGCAUCUCGGCCCAGCAGCGCUUCCUCUACGCACUGCUAGGGCUGUGCAUAUACCUGGCUCUGGUAUCAUUGCUACGUUUCCGAAGAUGCCGCAAACUGCAUAGGGCAUAUCCCUAUCGCACACGCGAAGAAAUGAGCAAAAUGACCGAUCAAGAUGCAUGGGCGAUUCAGAAGCAGAUCAUGCAGGGAGAGUUUCCCUUCAUGAUGCUCAAGGCGUUACAAUUUGCUUUGUUCCGUACAUACGGCAUCCCAACGAUAUCAAACCUUCUCCUCAAGACGUCACAAUUUUCCGACUCUGCCACUUCAUUCAAACGAUACGCCGAUACGGGCACGUUGAUUGGCGAGUUUAUCGCUUUCGAGCCACAUUCAGACCGGGCCCAAACUGCCAUUGCUCGAACCAAGUAUCUGCACAAGGGCUACCGGGCUAGCGGUAUGAUCCUAGAAUCUGAUAUGCUAUACACCCUCAGCCUAUUUGCAACAGAGCCGAUUCGGUUCGUGAAGCUAUAUGAAUGGAGGGAGAUGACCGAUAUGGAACGGUGCGCUGUUGGAACAUAUUGGAAGAGUCUUGGUGAUGCUCUGGGGAUCAAUUAUGACACUCUGCCUUCCGGGAGGACAGGGUUCCGAGAUGGCAUUAACUGGUUGGAAGAGAUUAGUGCUUGGGAACAGCAGUAUGAGGUGGAACAUAUGAAGCCACACGUUCGGAAUAAAGAAAUUGCCGACAAAACCAUUGACGUGCUGUUAUAUUACAUACCGAGUUUCAUGAAGCCGUUGGGAGUGAAUCUUAUUUCGUACUUGAUGGACGAUCGACUACGGAUUGCCAUGAUGUAUCCCGUCCCGCCAGCCCUCAGCGCUGUCUUCGCAACGGUCUUCCAAUUGCGCCAAUUCUACCUGCGCUACCUGGCUCUCCCGCGUCCAGACUGGAAUCGUCUAAACGCCUUCACUGACGCACCAAACAAACACGGCCGGCACUUCUUGCUGCAACUCCAAGGAGCACCGUACUAUGUGCGUCCCACGAUCUGGAAUCGAUGGGCCCCCAUGGCAUGGGUCAAGUGGUCGCUUGGGCAGCCGUUACCUGGAGAUGAAGGGAAAAAGUAUUUCCCACAGGGAUAUUAUACGCCUGAUUUGGGGCCCAAGUAUUUUGAAGGGAAGGGAAGGAAGGAGAUGGAGGCGAUUAAGUUGAGUCUACAAGAGAGUCGGCAGGGACAGUGUCCAUUUCCGUGAUCCUACAUGGAUGAUUCUCUGGCACAGAUGAUGGGAUGUAAUGCUGGCUGUG